This is a messenger RNA of Metarhizium acridum CQMa 102, 1494 nucleotides long. RefSeq lists its product as uncharacterized. The record is from RefSeq and is a predicted model, not a curated record. Lineage: Eukaryota; Fungi; Ascomycota; Sordariomycetes; Hypocreales; Clavicipitaceae.
AUGGACAUUCUGUACGAUGUGACUGGAAGUCAUCCUACCUCUUCUUACAACGUUAUCAUUUGUGGAACAACGGGAUGCAAGAAUACCGCAGUACUCGAAUGGGCCGAAACAUGGACCUGGCGACAAAGACCGGCAGGUUCCAGAGGUCAGAAAGCUCGUGGACUCUGUGUCGGCCGCUUGACGCAAAAUUCUGUAACCCCCAGACCUCUAACUGGCUCUGGCUCAAGCCCUGCAUCAGCAUCUAGCAACGAGGCUGCUUCAAGUCUUGAUUUCAUAGCGCCGACAUGCCCUAGGCGGCUGCCCGUUGUCGUGGAUGUCGACGACUUGAUCGCAAAGCUCAUCCUCGACGUCAAUGAUCUUGAGUCGUACGCCUUGGCAGCAUCUGUGUGUGCUGCGUCUAUCGCUCAACUUCGGCUGCCAGAACAUACAGAAUUGUGCGAGGCGACCAUUUCAUCCUACCGAUUCGCUAGGGACGCUCAAACCAUUAGGGAGCAAUACGACUAUCGGGAGUGCCAAAAGCUAUCAUCGAUACUGACGCCAUUCUUCCUCCAUAUUUACUUUGCAAAUGCAUCAAAGAUCAGAACUGCGGCCGUAUAUCUAAGGGAGUCGAUAUCAUCGGUGCAUUGGUUGGGGCUUGAUCGGCAAGAGACAUAUGAAUCACUAGAACAAAAAGAGGGGUCGCUGAAGCUGCGGAUAUUCUGGAUAUUAUUCAUAUCGGAAAGGACGUUUUGCGCCCAAAACUGCUUUCCGGCGUUGCUGGUGCCCAUCGACCAAAGGCCACCAUGUGAAGAGACAGAUACCGAAUUCGGCUCCAUUACGCGGGCUUUUUCAUCUCUCACCCAUCUCUUUUCGCAUCUAAAAAGCAAUAUCAUGGAAACCUCAUCGUCUCAUAGACCGGUCCUGGAUCCUGACAAAGUGGCCAUUGCUCAGUCGGACCUUUGUGCCCUUGCACUCAACUCGUCCUUCACCGAAGUACAGCAGGUGGAUUUGUUUGUAACGCGGCAGUGGAUCAGGCUUCUCAUAUGGGAGUAUACCAUGAGACACUACAAAAUGUCGCGCAACUCAUCAAAUCAAGCGUUUUCAUUGCUCCUGCCAGUAACCAUCGCCCGAGAGCUACUCUGCCUUUUCCCGUCUGUAUCGGCAGAUUCAAUCUUUGCACACGGUUAUGGAAUGGAGCUCAAAGUAUUCCGAAUGGCCGAUGCGUUGCUAGAUAUCCUGGCUUGUUCACCCGGCUCAACCAAAAAAGAUGGUAUAUGUGCGGGAAUGGGCGAUAUUCUACAUUCAUUAAAAAACGUCCUGUUGGAAAUUGGAGGAGUCAGGUCGAGCUUUCUUGAUAAGUUGCAGGUUCGCAUGUCUAACUCGGAACUGGCAAGGAGGCCAUGGCCAUAUCUAAGCACGCGGUUCCCUUCAGGGCAGGAGAGGAAUGCGGUUCGCGAAGCGGAUAGCCACCUGGAAGCAGAGGCAGAUGCCUUGAGGAUUCACCCAAUCCAAUAA